Molecule: messenger RNA, 1516 nt
Organism: Oryctolagus cuniculus (rabbit)
Lineage: Eukaryota; Metazoa; Chordata; Mammalia; Lagomorpha; Leporidae
Gene: GP1BA
Product: glycoprotein Ib platelet subunit alpha
Biological process (GO): long-term memory
Cellular component (GO): plasma membrane
Molecular function (GO): protein binding
Source: RefSeq, a predicted model, not a curated record
AGAAGGAGCAAGUCACACCGUGGGUCGCACCCUGGAUGUCGCCCUGUGCCUGCGGAGGGCUCUCUGCUUGCCUGUGCCCAUGCUGCUCCUCCUCUUGCUGCUGCUGCUGCCCGGCCCCUCACACCUCCAGAACAACUGUGAGGUCUCCGAGGUGGCCAGCCAGGUGGAAGUGAACUGUGAUCAGCGGAAGCUGAAGGCGCUGCCCCCGGGCCUGCCAGCGAACAUGACCAUCCUCCGGCUGGGGGAGAACCCCCUGGUCACCUUCUCCAUGGACGCCCUGGUGUCCUUCUCUCGCCUCGUUCAGCUCUACCUGCAUCAAAGCCAGCUGACGAGUUUGCAGGUGAAGGGGACGCUGCCCCUGCUGGACCAGCUGAUUCUCUCCCACAAUAAGCUCAAAACGCUGCCCCCGCUGGGGCCUGCGCUGCCCGCCCUCACCACGCUGGACGUCUCUUACAACCAGCUGGCCUCGCUGUCUGCCGGAGCCCUGGACGGCCUGAGCCAACUCCGGGAGCUCUGUUUGCAAGGCAAUAAGCUGAAAGCUCUGCCCCCGGGGCUCCUGGCGCCCAUGCGCCAGCUCAGGAAGCUCAAUCUGGCUGAGAACCAGCUGCACGAACUGCCCCCCCAGCUCUUGGCUGGGCUGGGAUAUCUCAACACCCUCUACCUUCACCGGAACUGGCUGCGCAACAUACCCAACGGCUUCUUUGGGAACCUCCUCCUGCCUUAUGUUUUUCUCCACGACAACCCCUGGAUCUGUGACUGUGAUAUCCUUUAUUUGCGUAACUGGCUGGAGAAAAAUCCCAAUGCCUACCUGUGGGAGGCAGGUGUGGAUGUCAAGAGCAUGACCCGCGACCUGGACAGCGUGCGCUGUGGCAAUCUGCACAACACACCGGUCCACGCCUACCCGGGCAAGGGCUGCCCUCCUGUUAUCAUUGCGGACGACUAUGACGAUUUCUACCCAGAUGAAAAGAAAUCUGCAGGUGACGUGCUUCCUGCCACGAGAGUGGUGGACGAGUUCUCUACUGGCACCACCGAAGCCCACACAGACCAGGGGGUCCUCCUCCACUCACAGUCUUCGGCUGCUAUGUGGGGUCAAAUGUCCUCCCUGCCGCCCACCCAAGAAUCCACCAAGAAACACAUCACAUUCACAGUGAGGCGGGUCUUCCACUUCUCCACAGCCCCAGGCGCUGGAGAACCCACCCCAUCCUCCACAGCUCUAACACCCAUGGCUGAGCCCACCCCAGCCCCAACCACCCCUGGGCCCACCUUAGUCCCCAAAACCUCUGAGCACACCUCAGCCCCGACCACCCCAGCCCCAACCAUCCCUGAGCCCACCACAGCCCCCCAAGCCCCUGAGCACAUCUCAGCCCCCCAAGCCCCUGAGCAUACCACAGCUCCCCAAACCCCUGAGCACACCACAGCCCCCCAAACCCCUGAGCACACCACAGUCUCCAUAUUCCCUGAGCACACCACGGUGCUGACGGCUACUCAGCAUACUAAAGCCCUAAAUACCCAUUAG